AUGGCACGGCCGCCGGAGCGGAGAGAGAGACCUGACACUACACGCCUUGUCCCACGCCGAGAUGCGACCUGUAGUCCUGAUAACAAUGCGGGGAAGGAUUGCGGCCCAGGACUCACUGAGACGCCUACAGUGGCCAUUGCUCUUGGUGUUGUGAUCCCCCUUGUUUGUGCUUUCAUAGUCUUCUUCCUUCUCCACAGACGCCAUGUCAAGAAACUGCGGAAGGAAGACGAGCAGGACAAAAUCAAGGCCCUCGACUAUGGCCUUGAUGAUGUUCCUGCGUCUAACAACGGAGCCAAAGUCCGGACAGGGGGCGGUCAGGGAGUCGAAAAGAACGGCGACGGCCACAAGCCCGGUAUGUCCAUGGAUUGGGCCAUGGAUAGCCCCUAUUUCCUGCCGCCAGGACUGCAAAAGUCCCGUGGCUCGCUGCACUCUCUUUCUCGAACAAUCCCGGGCGAGGAUAAGUACGGGAUAGCCUUUGAUGGCAAUGGCAGCAUCAGAUCAAAUACCCCUACCCGUCGACAUAACAACGCAGAUGAUGCCUCUAGCUAUACGGCCGGAAGCAGUCGACGUGUAGGUGGUGCUGAUGGUCAACAUCACCACAAUGGCGGUCUAGGCGACGACAUGUCUCAGAAUCUGCUUCGGAACGCGCAACGCAUGUCCACUUCACCCCCUUUAGCUGCCGUCCCGGCUGAAUCCCCCAGCCCACCACAGCCAGCUCAUCUGCCAUUUGACAAUCGUUUUGACGAGUUGGGCCUUCCCUCUUCUAUAAGCAAUAACUACAACAACAACAAUAACCACAAGGAAAUCACAAACAACAGCGACAACAACAACAGUGGCACUAGCAGUAACACCGGCGACGAUAAUCAUCAGAUGGGUGCUGCGGGGAGCAAAGACCCGGCCCUGCGAAGUAGCCACAAUUACCUGGGUCAAUUCAUCCACAGUGGUAGCAGAUCAUCGACACCAGACGACCAGAAAAAACAAGUCAGUGCCUCCAACCAGCAGGACGGUCAUCCUUCUCUCCCAGGCCUGGCAUUUUCGGCCAAUGAUGGACCAAAAUUGGAUUUCAACUUGGGGCCGUCUUCCAUACCUGCUGCUACUGCUGUUACUGGACAUCAACAGGGUGAUGCUGAUAGUGACUACGGUGACGAAACCAAGCUCGCUUCAGGUCUGCCACAGUUCAACAUCAUGCCUGCCGAAGAGCAGCAGCAGCACCAGCAGCUACAUGGUGACGAAUAUGGACACGGAUAUCCAGAAGAAGGGGAUGAUGGGACGGACAGCAUCCACGACGUUUAUGACCAGUACUACGACUCCAACCACCUCAUUGAUACCCGUAGACUUACCAUGGGGAUUCGGCCACUGCCGCCUGAGGACCCAUCAGACAACCCCGAGCAGCGAGCAAACCGCAUCCGAUCGUUCUACAAAGAAUAUUUCGACGAGAGCAAACCCUUCCAGCAGGACUACAUCGAGGACUACGGCGAUGUGCCUCCACUGCCCAACCCAGCUGCACCCUUUGCUCAGCCUCUGCCUCGUCGAGCAAUGACUCCUCCCCCAAGGAUGCCUCCUGCCUUCCCUCCACGCCGUCACCCAGGGGUAGGCCAUCAGCCGCCACCUGGCAUGGGUGGUAUGAACAGGGGAUUCGCCCACAGCGCUACAAAUUCCCUGGCAAGUGGUGGUCACCCCAUGGGCGGUCCACGGGCCUUCUCUUCUGCUUCAGGUCGCAUUCCUCAUCCACGGCAAAAGAAGCCUCUUCCGCCACCUUCACCCUUGCACAUCCUGCCUACUCCGCAUAAACUCAAGGACGACACCUUCCUGCCUAUCGACUUUGCACCAGGUCCUCGGGCUCGAGACCGCCAGGCCGGUCGACCGGAGACCCCCCUGGGCGGCUUGCAACAUUACAAUCUCAUGGUCCCCUCGCAUAGUCCUCUUGUCUCAUCCUUUGACGAACUUCCCUCCGUCCCCAGCCCUCAUGCCCUCCGUAAGUCCGGCACGUACACUGCCCUCGACUUUGCACCACCGCCUCGCUUCAAGAACGAAUCCGGCACCGGCAGCGACGCAGGCAGUAUCCGCAGCAACCGCACUGGCAUAUCUGCUCUGCAGGCUCACAACAUCCGCUCGGGCGCCUACCGCGUCAGUCGUCUGCCAGCCGACACAGUUGGGACACGAGACGACUUUAGCUCCAACCUUAAGCCCCAGUGGGAGAUGCGUACUUGA
Messenger RNA from Trichophyton verrucosum HKI 0517, 2211 nucleotides. RefSeq lists its product as uncharacterized. The transcript has 3 exons. Bases 1 to 2211 code for a protein of 736 amino acids. NCBI's taxonomy places the organism in Eukaryota, Fungi, Ascomycota, Eurotiomycetes, Onygenales, Arthrodermataceae. The record is from RefSeq and is a predicted model, not a curated record.